CCCAUCCAACCAAACCCUCGCCUCCGCCGCAGGCCGCACCAUCACCGUGCCGCCGCCGCCGGCGCUGAUGGACCGGCACGUGAAGGAUUCCUUCCGCCGCCUUCCGCCGGAACUCGUCGAGGAGGUCCUCCUCCGCCUUCCGCCGGACGAGCCCGCCUGCCUCGUCCGCGCCUCCGCCGCCCUCAAGCCCUGGCGCCGCAUCCUCGCCAGUGCGGGCUUUCGCCGCCGCUACCGCGAGUUCCACGGGACACCUCCCGUCCUGGGGCUUAUCCAAGAGGACGCCAGCUUCCUCCCCAUAGCCGCCCUCCCCGCCCAGCCUGAUCGCCCCCGCCGGACCGCUCUGACGGCCCUGGACUGCCGCCGGGGUCGCUACCUAUUCGACACCUACAACCGGUACUUCAGGGUAGGGGAGACCGUCCGCAUAACGGUCGCGGACCCUCUGACGAGCCACGAGUGCCGCUUGGGCACACCGUUGCACGAUGGCGUGCUCUGGUUCAGCGCGGCGGUGCUCUGCGCCACACAAGGCUGCGACCACCACGGUUGCCUGGGAGGGCAUUUCCGUGUGGUCAUCGUAGCCACCAAUCAGAAGUGAACAGUCACAUCGGGCUGGCUGUACUCAUCGGAGACUCGCGUGUGGAGCGAUCUCACCUCUGUUCAUCACCCCAAUGUCACCAAAUAUAGCUACGACCGUGGUUCGCCUAGCGUUCUUGUGGGUGAUACACUCUACUUCGACUUGGAUGGUGUUAUUGAGUGCCAACUUGGUACCCUAAGCUUGUCAAUGUUUGAGAGGCCAACCGAUGGCAAGGGGCGUCUUAUGACGGCGGAAGACGGCGGGCUGGGAUUCGCUGCCGUGGUUGAUGUCACAAAUCUAACCCUGUGGUCAAUGCAUACCGGAUGGGAGGCAGCCAUGAGAUGGGCAAAACUCAGGGUAAUCGACCUUACAACGCUGCUCCCUGACGAGGCCCUCUCGAUGCCGGCACCUGAAGAUGGGAUUAGUGGCAUCGCGGAGGGCACCCAAAUCAUUUUUCUGAGCACAUCUGUUGGUACCAGCAGAAUUGUGUUUCCCUACAUGAGAUUCUACAUCCCAGCAAUGGAAGCACCUUGUACUGGCCAGGGGGAGUGAGCUGGUGUUUUAAGUGUUUGUCAAGCUCGAGUUAUUGGAGCAAGGGCUUUUGGAUCGAGGGGGAGGUGGUAGUAGUGAUGUUGGAUGUGCCACUAAGUGUGGCUCUGGAUCUGUGAGAUCACUACUGGUGUUUGUUUAGGAAGUUAUGGAGAUUUGUCUGGGAAGUUAUUGCGUCUUUGCAUGCAGUUUGUGAAGAUAUUUUCAGUCAUUUUGUGAUCUUGUGAAAGAUGGUUUGCUGUGGGAGAAGACCUGAAUGUCAUCUAGAAAUCAAAGUGUGGACACUUGGGUACCUUCUGAUAACAAGGGUCUAAAUUGAUUUGGUAUAAUACAAAGCCUUUAAGGAUUUCUCUUCUAUUCUUGACAUCUCUUAUCCCUAUUUUUCCUCCGGAGAGGCGGCUCACUUCAUCUGAGGUCUGAGAAGUUGCGUACUCAGGCCCUAGCACACAGCUAUCCCCUGAUCUGAUCCUUUCAUCAGAAACUGCAGCUAUUUCUUCAGUUAAAGCAACCCACUGUUCAGAUUCAGACAUCAGGAGUGUGAAGUGGAAUCUCCUAAUCUGGGACGUCCAAGCAGCAUCCAAUGGUCCAGGUUCAUUUUCCUCUAUCAGAGCACUUUGCUUUGUCACCGUUCCCGCUCUUUACCUAAGCCUCUUUUGCUUUAGUUGGUAGAGCCCAGAAUUUUAGACCCUGAUUUUGCUCUAGUUGCUUCAGUUAUAAACCCCAUUUUUACAGUAACAUGCGCUAUAAAGCCAUGUAAGAGCAGGAGCUCGAGCAGAUUUUGAUCCCUAGAUCAAACCCUCUUCGUCGCUAGUUGCGCAUUAAGCUAUAUUUCAAAAAUA
This is a messenger RNA of Triticum aestivum (bread wheat), 1959 nucleotides long. RefSeq lists its product as uncharacterized. The coding region runs from base 68 to 592 and encodes 174 amino acids. Gene Ontology annotation, molecular function: protein binding. The record is from RefSeq and is a predicted model, not a curated record. The transcript has 2 exons. Lineage: Eukaryota; Viridiplantae; Streptophyta; Magnoliopsida; Poales; Poaceae.